AUGUCUUCGCAUCAUCACUUCUCCUCCUAUCUCAUCUCACCAUCCGAGCUUAAUUCGGCGUUGAAGCACAAUGCCAGCAAGCUUUCUACAGAGCCGCGCAUCGUCCCGCUGUGCGCUUCUUGGUUCCUGCCCAACGACGGCCGGAAUGGAUAUGAUACCUUCCUUGCACAGCGCAUCCCACGCGCACGCUUCUUCGAUCUCGAUGCCGUCAAAGAUGUACACUCGCCAUACCCACAUAUGCUCCCCUCCGCUGAAGACUUCGCAAUUGCAAUGAGACACCUCGGUAUACGACGGGACGAUAGCGUAGUCGUUUAUGAUACAAAGGAGCUAGGCAUCUUCUCUGCCCCGAGAGUAGGCUGGACGCUGCAGGUCUUUGGACAUCCCAAGGUGCAUGUGUUGAACAACUUCCGCAAGUGGGUUGAAGAAGGGUUCCCAACUGAGAGUGGAGAGCCAAAAGAGGUUGAGCCGACCGAAUACGCGGUGCCGAAGUUGGAGGAGGAGAGGGUGGUCGCCUUUGAGGAGGUAAAGGACAUUGCCAAGGAGCUGGGCAAAGAAGGGGCGGAUGAAGUACAGAUACUAGACGCGAGGAGCUUAGGCCGGUGGAAGGGCGUUGAUCCGGAGCCUAGAGAAGGCCUUUCAUCCGGUCAUAUCCCAUACUCCACCUCUGUCCCAGUCACUGACCUCCUUGACCCGAAAGACAAGACCCUCCUCCCUGCCUCCGAACUUCAGGCCAUCUUCAAGUCGAAAGGCGUCGACCCUUCAAAACCGAUCAUAAGCAGUUGUGGCACAGGAGUCACCGCGGCCAUCAUCGACGCUGCAUUGUCGGAGGCUGGCUUCCCUACACAACAGAGACGCUUGUACGAUGGCAGUUGGACCGAGUGGGCGCAGCGCGUGAAGCCUGGCGAAGGUCUCAUCCGGAAGACAGAGUAG
Molecule: messenger RNA, 930 nt
Organism: Alternaria atra
Lineage: Eukaryota; Fungi; Ascomycota; Dothideomycetes; Pleosporales; Pleosporaceae
Exons: 2
Coding region: 1-930 (309 amino acids)
Biological process (GO): transsulfuration
Cellular component (GO): mitochondrion
Molecular function (GO): thiosulfate-cyanide sulfurtransferase activity
Source: RefSeq, a predicted model, not a curated record